AUGGACAAGAAUAAAGACAGAAGCUAUUGUAAAGAUGAAUCAAAACCACCCCUAGGUUUAUUCCAGAAACUUCCCUAUGAGCUACAGGAGUUGAUUCUAGUGGGGUCAUUAAACCCACAAUUGGCACUCACAUGCCGCUCCUUCCAUCGCAUGUCGCAGCAAGUUGUGGUUAUCGCAAAACAGCUGCUGUUUUCCAAAAAAAUUUGGUCUCCAUGGGGACUGUUACUUCCACAGUCAUCAGAUCAUUUUCAAUGUACAGAUGCUCCAGUAGUAGCUACCACUCAGCAAUACCAGCAACUUUUGAAAGAUCGGUACUACCCAAAAGAUCGAAUCCAGUUCCCAACUACAGAGCAAUGGAUAUCUAUAGUAGAAGAUCCACAAUUCACUCAUCAGGUUGCAGUAUGCAUUUUUGAUAUGCAUAUGGACGACGAUGCAUUGGUGGAGAUUGUGACAGAGAAUGCUGCAAUGCACGGGCGAUUGGAACUUAUGGAAUGGUUGCUUGUCAAUGCUCCAACAAACAAGAGUCGCCUUGGAACCAGUAGCAAUGGGUCGAUCGAUAUGAGAGACAGACUUGUUUCUACUGCCUUUAGGGAUAAUCAGCAGCAGUUGGUAUCGGCAAUGCAUUCAACAACUCUGUCAGAUCCUUUACAGCAAAAACAGCCAUUUUUAGGAUUAUCACAGCGACUUAAAGAUUCUGCUCUGGUUCAAUCCUAUGGGUCUGGUUUUAAACUUGAUGAUCGUGCAAUGUAUGGAUAUAUCAAAAAGUGUAGCAAAUGCCUAGCCAUUGUUCUGAAGCAAAACAGAGACGAGUUUACUUUUACAUCAAUACGAUUGUAA
Batrachochytrium dendrobatidis JAM81 is the source of this 837-nucleotide messenger RNA. RefSeq lists its product as uncharacterized. The transcript has 2 exons. NCBI's taxonomy places the organism in Eukaryota, Fungi, Chytridiomycota, Chytridiomycetes, Rhizophydiales. The coding region runs from base 1 to 837 and encodes 278 amino acids. The record is from RefSeq and is a predicted model, not a curated record.